Lolium perenne is the source of this 818-nucleotide messenger RNA. Its product is annotated as early nodulin-like protein 12. Gene Ontology annotation, cellular component: plasma membrane. Lineage: Eukaryota; Viridiplantae; Streptophyta; Magnoliopsida; Poales; Poaceae. Gene Ontology annotation, molecular function: electron transfer activity. The record is from RefSeq and is a predicted model, not a curated record.
AAGAGGUAGACGAACCCACUCGCGCGCGAAGAAUCGCCAUGGCCACCACCUUCCUCCUAUCGGCUGUCGUCGCUGCUUGCGCAAUUCUCGCCUGCGUCUCCGCGUCCUCGCCGCGGGUGCUCACCGUCGGCGGCGACGCCAGGGGGUGGAGGCAGCCGGCGCCCGGAGAGGAGACCUACAACCACUGGGCCAGCAGGAGCCGCUUCCACGUCGGAGACCUCCUCUACUUCAGGUACGCCAAGAACGACUCGGUGCUGGUGGUCACCCUCGACGACUACAAGGUGUGCCGCGGCGACCGGCCCGCGCUGCGGCUGGACGGCGGCGAGGAGGCCAGGUUCCGGCUCGAGCGGAGCGGCCCCCUCUACUUCAUCAGCGGCGCGCCGGGGCACUGCGACGCCGGGCAGAGGCUCACCGUGCGCGUCAUGGCGCAGCACGACGACUCCGGUGACGCUGCCUCGUCCCCGGCGGAGGACCCCGCUCUGUCUCCCAGCGGCACCUCGACGACGCCCGGAGCGGUGCCUAAGACGCCGCCGCGCGGGAAGGCUGGCAACGGGAAGACCAGCGCCGCGGCGUCGUCGGUUCGCGCGUCUGCCAGUGGCUACCAUGCCCUUGCCGUCGCUCUGGGAGCGGCAAUGAUGCUGGUCUUGGCAUGAGAUGCUCGCUGCAUUGGCGUGCAUUGUGCACGCACGCACGUGUGUAGUUCGUUCGUUGUGGUCUUGUAGACAUUUAUGUUCAAUUUUCAGCUAGCUAGUGUGUAGUGUGUUCUUCUUUAUCUGUUGUAUCUAGCCAUCAGCAUACACUCAGAUCGAUCGAUCGAU